UUUUGGACCGAAGAUCUAAACAAGAUCUGAGCUUUGUAUUGGAACGCAUGUGCUUUUAGAGUUUUCAGUAUAUUAAUCCAUUUGUCUUCCUUCAACUGAUGCAGUGCUUCUCUUCAAAAAACAAUACACCCUUUUGAUCAUAACAGUGAGAAACUAGAGAACCUAUUUCUGACGAACGGACUCAAUUCCAACGUUAUGGGAUCCGUAUUAUCCACCAUUCUAUCCUAUGUUUUUGGCACGAUGUCUAGCCUACCGUUUGACCUGUUGAGUGACGGAGCUGGUACAAGUUCUAGUUCUUCCAAAGAUUAUGGUAGCAUCGAAAACCAUAAAUACGAUGUGUUCAUCAGUUUUAGAGGUUCUGAGACCCGCAAUUCUUUUGUUGAUCAUCUCCACUCUCAUCUAGUUAGAAAAGGUAUUUUUACCUUCAAGGAUGACAAGCAGCUCCAAAAAGGAGAAGCCAUUUCACCCCAACUUCUACAAGCAAUUCGACGGUCACGGGUUUGUAUCAUUGUUUUCUCAAGAGAUUAUGCUUCAUCAACAUGGUGUUUGGAUGAAAUGGCUGCUAUUGAUGAAUCUAGAAAAAAAUUGAAACAAGUUGUAUUCCCUGUUUUUUAUGAUGUCGAUCCAUCUCAUGUUCGAAAACAAAAUGGAGUGUAUGAGAAUGCAUUUGUUUUACACACUAAGCAAUUUGGAAAUAAUUCAGACAAGGUUGCUCAAUGGAGAACAACAAUGACUCAUUUGGCUGGAUCUGCUGGUUGGGAUGUUAGAAAUCGGCCAGAGUUUGGACUGAUUGAAGAAAUGACGGACUCUAUAAUAGAAAAGCUGGGUCACUCAUUCUCAGGAUCCGCGGAUGACCUUAUAGGAAUACAACCUCAUAUAGAAGCAUUAGAGAGCCUUUUAAAACAAAGGCCAGAACAUGAUGGUUGUCGAGUUUUAGGAAUAUGGGGUAUGGAUGGAAUAGGAAAGACAACUCUUGCCACCGUUUUGUAUGACAGAAUCUCAUAUCAAUUUGAUGCUUGUUGUUUUGUUGAGAACGUUAGCAAAUUUUAUGAAAACGGUGGUGCUAUUGCUGUGCAGAAACAAAUUCUUUGCCGAACAAUAGAAGAAAAAAACAUAGACACAUACAGUCCUCCUAAAAUAUCCCAAAUAAUGAGAAAUAGGCUACGGAAGAUAAAACUCCUUAUAGUUCUAGACAAUGUCGAGCAAAUUGAGCAACUAGAGGAAUUGGACAUAAAACCCAAAUUCCUUCAUACAAAAAGUAGAAUAAUCGCAAUCACUAGAGAUAAGCAUAUUCUUCAAGCAUAUGGAGCAGAUGAAGUUUUUGAGGCUAAAUUGAUGACCGAUGAAGAUGCUUAUAAACUUUUGUGUCGAAAAGCCUUCAAAAGUGACUAUGCAAGCAGUGGUUUUGCAGAGCUUAUUCCUGAGGUUUUAAUAUACGCCCAACGUCUUCCAUUAGCAGUUAGAGUACUGGGAUCUUUCUUGUUUUCCCGAAAUGCAAGACAAUGGAGCUUGAUCUUGGAUAAAAUUGAAAAGAAUCCACCUAAUAAAAUAAUGAAAGUUCUCCAUGUAAGUUUUGAGGAGUUAGAGCAAGAUGAGAAAGAAAUAUUUUUGCAUGUUGCUUGUUUCUUUAAUGGGGAGAGGAAGGAUUAUGUAAGCAGAAUUCUAAAUGUUUGUGGGCUGAAUCCUGAUAUUGAUAUUCCACUUCUUGUUGAGAAAUCGCUAAUAACUAUUAGAAAUGAUGAAAUUCAUAUGCAUGAAAUGUUGUGCAAGUUGGGGAAGCAAAUUGUUCAGGAACAACAUCCUGAUGAGCCAAAAUCAUGGAGUAGAAUGUGGCUUUACCGUGAUUUCCAUCAUGCCAUGAUUACAAAUUCGGAAGCAAUAAAAGCUAAAACCAUAAUUUUAAAUAAAAAGGAGGAUGUUAGCAAAUUCAACAAGUUGAGGGCUGAAGAUUUAUCAAAAAUGGAAAAGUUGGAAGUGCUCAUAUUAUAUCAUACAAAUUUUUCAGGAAAACCAAUAUGUCUUUCUGAUUCCCUACGCUAUGUUUUGUGGAAUGGUUACCCUUUUAUGUCUUUGCCAUCAAAUUUUCAACCACAUCACCUUGAAGAAUUGAAUAUGCCUGAUAGUAGCAUUGAACAGCUAUGGAUAGGAACCCAGCAUCUCCCCAAUUUGAAAAGGAUGGAUCUGAGCAACUCUAAAAAUCUGAAGAUGACUCCAUGUUUUGAGGGAGUCCUAAAUCUUGAGCGACUAGAUCUUUCAGGAUGCAUAAACUUAUCACAAGUGGAUUCAUCAAUUGGACUUCUUACAAAACUUGUAUUCUUGAGUUUGCAAAACUGUAGAAAUCUAGUUAACCUUGAUUUUGGAAAUGCAGCUACAUUAUGGUCUCUAAAAGUUUUGUGUCUCUCUGAUUGCACAAAACUUGAAAAUACUCCUGAUUUUAGUGGAUUAUCAAUUCUCCAAUAUCUUGAUAUGGAUUGAUGUGCAAAUUUAUCCAUGAUUCGUGAAUCUGUUGGGGCUCUUACGAAGCUUGAAUUCUUAAGUUUGAGAGAUUGUACAAAUCUUGUUGGAAUACCUGACACUUUCUAUAAGAUGACGUCUCUUAUUACUCUAGAUCUUUGUGGAUGCUCUGAAUUUACCAAGUUGCCUCUACGAGAGAUCUCUCCUUCUCCUCUACAAUCUUUGAUUUAUUUGGACUUGAGCUUUUGCAACAUUUAUGAAGAACCUAAAGUGAUUGGAGAAUUAAGGUGUUUAGAAAGACUAAAUCUUCAGGGAAAUAACUUCACUACACUUCCUUCCACCUUGAGCCGUCUUUGCAAUCUAUCAUAUUUAAACUUGUCUCAUUGCCAUAGGCUUCAAAGUUUGCCAAAGCUUCCAACCAAUCGUGGUCCAUCAAAUUCAGUGGGGAGAUAUUUUAAAACAACGUCUGGAUCCCAUAAGCAUAGAUCCGGAUUAUAUAUAUUUGACUCUCCCAGGUGCAUGGAACAUCCAUCCUCGUCGGGCGGAUGUUCAACUGAAUGUCCAUUCAAUAGUGAGUUGCUCUAUAGAUGGGUAAUGAGACUUGUUCAGGAACCUGUUCUCUAUCGGUGUGGCUUUGACAUUGUUUUUCCUUGGCAUGGGGGAACUAAAGAUUCUUAUAAAAGUAGUGCUUUUUCAAAGUUGUUCCGCUUCCAUCACAAAUUGAAAGGGGGUUCAAUAGUAAGAAUAAAUAAUUUUGUUAGGGAUGUUGAUUGGGUUGGAUUUCUCUUUGUUGCAAUAUUUGAGUCAAAUGAUCAUAAUUAUCAAUCGCUCUCUUCGCCACCAUUGCCACAUCCUUUUUAUCUAUCCUUCGAGAGUGAAAACACAGAAGAACGCUUUGAUAUGCCACUUAAUUUGGAACAGAAUAUGGUUGAUGGUAAACAUUAUAUUUGGAUGAUCUUUAUCUCUCGGGAACACUGCCAUUUCGUAGAAACGGGAGCACAAAUCACAUUUAAAGCAUGCGAAGGUUUGAUUAUUAAGGAAUGGGGGUUGCGGGUCCUAAACAAGGAAGACACAUGGGGGUACAGAAUGGGAAUGAGCGUAGAUCUUCCUUUACAGAAUGUGAAAGUAAAACGAAGCAGAAGCAGCAGUAGAUUUGAGCCGAAAAUCCAACUUCCUUACAAUUGGUUAGUUUCUGACAAAGAUGAAGCCGAGAAGGAUGCAGCCAAGCGGAAGGAAAUUGGUCUCUCUAAUCUUGGCCUUUCAACAGUAUAUUUCCCUCCGCCACCACCGUGGUUUUCUAUCAGCCCUGAGGGGAUGCAUUUCGUAUGAAGUUUAUGAAACAGCAAUCAGGUGCUGCAAGAUGGGAACUAGAAGUGUUUCAAUAUAACAAUGUGUUCUGAAUUCUGAGUGUUUUGCCACAAUAUUGUUUAGUCUUUUUUGGGGGUAUGGAAGAGAAAUGGAAGGGGGGUGGAGUUGAUAUUGUUGAGAGUGUUUUUAAUAAUGAUAAGUUUUGUCUAUUUAGUCAGGCUUCAAUUGUUCCCAACUUUUUGGUUGAUCUCAUUGUUCGACAAGGCUAUUUAUUAAUCAUUUUCCUUAUGCUUGUAUUGCAUGUGAAUCUA
Messenger RNA from Medicago truncatula (barrel medic), 4073 nucleotides. RefSeq names its product disease resistance protein RUN1. The record is from RefSeq and is a predicted model, not a curated record. Gene Ontology annotation, molecular function: ADP binding. NCBI's taxonomy places the organism in Eukaryota, Viridiplantae, Streptophyta, Magnoliopsida, Fabales, Fabaceae. Gene Ontology annotation, biological process: signal transduction; defense response. The transcript has 7 exons. The coding region runs from base 196 to 2475 and encodes 759 amino acids.